CUAUUCACACACUUCCCCCAUUCUUCUUCUUUCUUUCUUUCUUUCUUUCUCUAGAAAUUAUCAGAUCUGCAGUAAAGUUACGCUUUUAACCCCCGAUACUUCAAGAAAUUUCAAUGGUGUACUCGUUCCCGGAGGAGGUGCUGGAGUACGUGUUUGCGUUCUUGAGCUCCGACAAGGACCGGAAUGCGGUUUCAUUGGUGUGCAAAUCGUGGUACGAAAUUGAAAGAUGGUGUCGGAGGCGAGUUUUUAUCGGGAACUGUUACGCGGUGAGUCCACAGAUCAUGAUCCGCCGGUUCCCGGAGGUGAGGGCCGUGAAGAUCAAGGGGAAGCCGCAUUUUGCGGACUUCAACUUGGUGCCAGAGAGGUGGGGUGCCUAUGUUUACCCAUGGAUCUCAGCUAUGGCUAGGUCUUACCCUUGGCUCGAAGAAAUCAAGCUCAAGCGCAUGGUGGUUACGGAUGAGAGCUUGGAGCUGAUCUCCAAGUCGUUCAAGAAUUUUAAGGUUUUGUCUCUCUCGUCAUGCGAGGGGUUCACAACUGAUGGACUUUCCUCCAUUGCAGCCAAUUGCAGGAAUCUUAGAGAAUUAGACCUGAGGGAGAGUGAAGUGGAGGACUUGAGUGGGCAUUGGCUUAGCCAUUUCCCAGACAACUUCACCUCACUGGUGUCACUUAACAUGUCCUGUUUGGGCUCUGAGGUAAGCUUUUCAGCUUUGGAGCGUCUCAUCUCACGGUGUCCUAACCUGAAAACACUUAGGCUGAAUCGUGCGGUUCCCGUUGAGAAGCUCGCAAGCCUACUUCGUCGUGCCCCCCAAUUGGUUGAGUUUGGUACAGGUGCCUGUUCAACUGAAAUUCGAACUGAUAUCUUCUCAAACUUGGUGGAAGCUUUUUCAGGCUGCAAGCAUCUCGAAAGCUUGUCUGGGUUCUGGGAUGUAGUUCCAGCUUACCUUCCAGCAAUGUAUUGUGUGUGCUCCAGAAUAACUAAACUGAACUUGAGCUAUGCUACUGUUCAAAGUCCUGAUCUUGUUGAGCUCAUUAGCCAGUGUUCCAAUCUCAAGUGUCUAUGGGUGCUGGAUUACAUUGAGGAUGCUGGUCUUAAGGCCCUUUCAUCAUAUUGCAAAGAUCUGCAGGAACUUAGGGUGUUUCCUUCGGACCCUUACAGUGCAGAGCCAAAUGUAUCUUUGACUGAACAGGGGCUUGUCACAGUUUCGGCAGGAUGCCCCAAGCUCCAGUCAGUGCUAUACUUCUGCCGUCAGAUGUCAAAUGCCGCAUUGAUUGCUAUUGCAAGGAAUCGUCCUAACCUACUCCGUUUCCGUCUAUGUAUUAUCGAACCUCAAGCUCCUGAUUACCUCACCCUUGAACCCCUUGAUACUGGUUUUGGAGCCAUUGUAGAGCACUGUAAAGAACUGCGGCGCCUUUCCCUUUCUGGUCUCCUCACUGAUCGAGUUUUUGAAUACAUUGGGACUCAUGCUAAGAAACUAGAGAUGCUUUCUUUAGCUUUCGCUGGGGAUAGCGACUUGGGCCUCCAUCACGUCUUGUCAGGGUGUGAAAGCCUCCGAAAACUGGAGAUCAGGGACUGUCCAUUUGGGGACAGGGCUCUAUUGGCCAAUGCUGCAAAGCUGGAGACAAUGCGAUCCCUUUGGAUGUCAUCUUGCUCUGUAAGUUAUGGAGCUUGUAAACUGCUCGGUCAGAAGAUGCCCAAUCUCAAUGUUGAAGUUAUAGACGAGAGAGGACCCCCGGAUUCAAGGCCUGAAUCCAUUUCUGUUGAGAAACUCUACGUGUACAGGACAGUCGCUGGACCAAGAGCUGAUAAGCCUGAUUUUGUAUGGACUAUGGAUGAAGAUGGAGCCUUGAGGUUUUCUUGAGUGACAUGAAGACAUGAAAACUGAAAAUUCUCUGCGGUUCUUGCUUAUGGGUGCAGCAGGUACAUGCUCUACGAAUUAAUUACUUUCAUUUCGAAAUGCUUUAUGCAAUUGGAUAGCCGGUGUAGUGUGGGACGAACCCAUCAAGGAUAUUGAGAGGGUUAGAAGCUCGAACGCCAUUUAUUUUACACUUGGCUGAGCUAUUCACAGCCGUCAGUUAUUAAUAAAGAGGCAAAUCUCUUGUUUUACAUGUACCAUGCUAAGUUACCGUGUCUUUAGAAUUCUGUCAUGUAUGUAUUCUCUAACUGUUUGCAUUUGAUGAUGUGGAUUUUGUCCUUUUAUCGAUUAUUUUUCGUAAUAAAUUCUUUA
This is a messenger RNA of Olea europaea var. sylvestris, 2225 nucleotides long. RefSeq names its product protein TRANSPORT INHIBITOR RESPONSE 1-like. The transcript has 3 exons. Gene Ontology annotation, cellular component: SCF ubiquitin ligase complex. The coding region runs from base 114 to 1859 and encodes 581 amino acids. Gene Ontology annotation, molecular function: protein binding. The record is from RefSeq and is a predicted model, not a curated record. Lineage: Eukaryota; Viridiplantae; Streptophyta; Magnoliopsida; Lamiales; Oleaceae. Gene Ontology annotation, biological process: SCF-dependent proteasomal ubiquitin-dependent protein catabolic process.